AAUCUCUGCGAGUUGUUCGCCCAGUCCGUUCGACAGUACCCAGAGAAUCUUGCUGUUGAUCACGAAGAUGGAGUCCUGACGUUUAGGGAACUUGACAAUGUAUCCUCAUCUCUGGCUCAUGAUCUAUCACUGUUGGGAGUUGGCCGUGGAUCACCUGUGUUGCUGGUAACAGCUCAUGGAACCUUCAACAUCAUCGCAAUUCUCGCCAUCCUCAAGGCUGGUGGUUGCUUUGUGCCGAUUGACCGCAAGGCAUGGUCCCCAGAGAUGAUCGACUACGUCUGUGAGACUGUCGAAAGCCAGGUCAUCAUCAAUACCACGUCAGAACCGUUCGAGUGCGCCAACAGAUCGCGUUACGUCUUGCACAUCACGACACUUCCUCCCCCAUCCAGCUCCCACACGCCUUCAUCCUCUCCAAACCCAAGCGACGAUGCCUGCAUCAUCUUUACCAGUGGCAGUACGGGACGCCCUAAAGGUGUCAUCCUCUCGCACAAAGCCUUCUGUUUAUACUCACAGACGAGCCCCAUGAAUCUCGACAUGAUACCCGGAGAUAGACUACUCCAUAUCUUGUCAGUCGCUUUUGAUGCUUGCGCCUGCAUGCUUUUCUCCGCCCUGGGAAAUGGCGGCACAGUGGUCCCGGCGCAAGCGGAAGACAUCUGCGCCAAAGCCUCCUCAUGCACGGUAAUGGCAGCGACGCCAUCAAUAUUGACUACUCUCAUGACAUCAACGCCAGACUCCGACUUUAUGGGUAACAUCCACACCGUCAUCCUUGGCGGUGAAACAGCAACCUCGGAUCUACUUGCAUCCCUGUUAGAUGCUGGUGUUCGAGUCCUGAUCGGAUAUGGAGCGACAGAGACGACCUCCAUGGGCUCUGUACACGUUGUAUCUCGUGAUCCAGUUACGAAGACAAUCAUUCCCCAGCUCAUCGGGAGCUCAAUCGAGGAAAGCCCAAUUUGGCUUGUCGGCGACAACCUGGAAGCUAUCGACGACGACUUCACCGAGGGCGAGAUAUUCAUUGCCGGGGACGGUGUCUCUCGUGGAUAUUACCAGGACGACGUCCGGACCAACAACAAUUUCAUCCUGUGGAACUCGAAACGAGUGUAUAGGACCGGCGACUACGGUCGAUGGGUGCCGAAUCCCGAAGGUGGCCGGUUGAUCGAGUUCUGUGGCCGAAAAGAUCGAACCGUCAAGAACGGCGGCUUCCUCGUGAACCUGGACCGAGAUGUUGAGAAUGCUCUUAGGCGUGCAGGAAUGCUUCUCGGAGUCACGUCUGUCUGUGCCGCAGUUACAGAAGACGGCAUCAUCGCAGUCGUGACGCCAGAAACGGUUGACAUCAUGGAGCUAUUGGCAGUGGCGAGGCAAACCAUGUGCUCAUACUGCAUCCCAUAUCGGAUCGAGGCUGUCGAGUCAUUUCCAGUGUCGCCAAACGGAAAGGUGCAGCAUAAGAAGGUCCUAGAGAUCAUUUCAACAAUAGAUGGUGGCAAAGUCAAGCAGCAGUCUGUGGUGACAACUUCUGCCCUUGUAUCGCAGGCGCCAGAUACUGAGACACUGGAGAAACAAGACCGGCUCUCCAAGAUUCUCAAUGCAGCUUCAAAUCUUUUUGGCCGCUUAGGUGAUAAUGGGAGGCAGAUACAGCCGAGUGAUUCAUUCUUGAGGCUGGGCGGUUCCUCGCUAUUGGCGUUCAAGCUUGUCUCUGCCCUUCGCCAGUUGGACCUCAACAUCUCACCGAGAGAUCUCUUCAGCUGCCGAACAUUUGAGGAGGUAGCCAAAAGCUCAGUCAGCACAGUUGCGGUUGGUAUGGGAUCAUCGAAAGCAUCAGCAGACGAGAGUUUCGCCGUCACGCAGAAGUUGGCAGCGCUCCGAAGCCAAGCUCGGAGUGUACUUGCGCUGAAAGACGAAGCCUUUGAUAUCGGCCCUUUGACCAGUCUACAGCUCACUUUCGCCUUUCCAACCUUGAGCUGCAGCUCAAAGAACGUCAACCAGAUCAAAGUGGCCUACGCAGGUCGGCAUGCCACCAUGAUGGAGAGAGCAUGGCGAGCGGUUUGGCAAGCUGAGCCUGUGUUCAGAACGGAGAUUUGCCUCGCCGUUGGAUGCGGCGCCCAAAUUAUUCACAAGAGACCGUUCAGAAAGCACAGGAUACAGUUAUUCAACAACCUGGCCGACUAUGAAGACGCGGUCCAGAAUGCUGAUAUGGGCGUUGGACUGGGUUGCUCGCUGGAGUUUGUUGCAUAUCAUCCAGAUGCGGCCACAGCAAGCACGCCAACACUUCGUAUUCCAAAGGACGUCAAUGAACUCACUGUCGUCUUGACAGCCCAUCACAGCUUAAUGGAUGGCGUCUCACUGCAAUUGCUGCUGGACAAGGUUGAGAGCGUUGCAAGAGGACGGCAGCUUCCACGCAGCCCCAGUUCAGUAGAAGCGAACCUUGAGCUCAUAUCCCUGCAACAAAAGAAAGACGCCGAAGCGAGAGAAUUCUUUGCCGAGUAUCUGAAAGAUGUUCGUCUCACAAAUGGCUCCCUCAAAGAGCGCAACGUCGCCAAUGGAGAAGCGAGGGAUUCUGCGAAACGCCACAACACCGUUUUAUUCGGAUCGUCUGUCUCCAGUCACGAGAUCGCUGAUUUUGCGAGUCAGAACUGUCUAUCGGCAGCUUGUGUCUAUUACACUGCUUGGGCAAUGGCAAUAGGCACUUUUGAGAGAACCACUACAGUCACAAUCGGCUCGGUGUUCUCGAAUAGAGCAUCGCUGCCUGAGCAUCAGAACACAAUUGGCUUAUACAUGUCGACCUUACCCUUGGUAGUCCAUCUGAAAGAAGAUAGACAGGUGAUGGACCUCCUUCACAAGGUCAUGAACGAUAUACUCACCUUGGGAGAGUAUGCCUGGGCACGAUCGGAUCAAGUCGGCAUGGGGAGCUCGAUGAGCAGUCUAGUCGCGCUUCAACCGGCGCUGCCAGAUGAGCAUUCCAAUCCUCCAGCUGUUCGCGCUGAGUCCAUCGAGAACAGCGCUUUCCCGCUGUCGUUACUGAUAGAAUCCAAUGGCGAGUUUCGCAUCCUUUACGACGACGAUAGCUUUGACGAAUACACGAUUCGGAGGCUAGGCGGCCACUUCAAGCAAGCGCUUCGUGGCGUAUUGCAGCAUGCUCUCGUGGAAGACUGCAUGAGGCUGAAUGAGCUUCAGGAGGCGGCACAUCAACAAGCAGAGGCAGUGAGAAUCCUGCAGACUGAAACGACGGUAAAGCAAACCCUGGAAGACGCCAUCGACCGGUUUCCCGCAAACAUUGCCAUCGAAGACCAUCGAGGUGUAGCGCUCACCUAUGGUGAGCUCGAGCAGCAAACCAACGUUAUCGCCAGUAUUGUCCACAGGCAUCUGACCGACACCGAUGCCGCUGCUGUUGCGGUAUAUGGCGACGGAUCAGUUGGGUGGCUGUUAGGCCUGCUCGGGAUCCUCAAAACGAACCGCGCCUUUGUUCCCCUUGACCCGAAGUGGCCGAUGGAACGAAAAGCCAUGGUGCUUGAAGCAAGCGGGGCGGUUGAUGUGCUUGUCCCAAACGCUGCGCAGCAAGAUGAGGUGCCGAGGAUAGCAGGAAAGCAAGCAAUGGUUGUAGAGGACAUGCUCUCCAAGGUGACUGGCAAUCAAGAUGUUGCAAGGCUCCCAGAUGUUGGCUCGCCAGAGUCUGUUCUCGUCUACAUAUUCACAUCUGGAACUACGGGAGCACCAAAGGGUAUCCCUACGACCAACAGAUCCUUCUUGGCCUUUCAGAGCAAUCCAGAAGCCACCAUGUUUGCAGCCCCUGGGCGACGGAUUGCCCAGUUCAUGUCGCCCGCUUUUGAUGCGUGCAACGAGGAGAUAUUCUCUGCGUUGUUGCACGGAGCUACGCUUGUGCUUCGGGAUCCCGCAGAUCCUUAUGCCCAUUUUCGAAGAGUUAAUACAGUGACGAUGACGCCGGCGGUUCUCUCCGUUUUGGAACCAGAUGAGUAUCCAAAUCUUGAGAUUGUCUACGCCACUGGAGAAGCAAUCACGGCUCCCAUCAUCCAGAAAUUUGCCGCAAAGAAGUUGCUGUACAAUGCCUACGGGCCAGCAGAGUGCUCGAUCAGUACCUCCUUUGAACGCAUGAUCCAAGGAGACACCAUCACCAUCGGAACGCCUUCUGCCACAGCUCGCAUGUAUCUCCUUGACGAGCAGCAGAAACCCGUACCCAAAGGAGUGCAAGGAGAGAUCUAUCUCGCGGGUGUACAAGUACUGCAAGGAUACAUCAACGCACCUGAACAGACGGCCUUGCGCGUGCUACCCGAUCCGUGGCAUCCAAACGAGAGGAUGUAUCGCACGGGCGACUACGGAUUCCGCGAGAAAGAUGGCCGAGUCGUCUACAUAGGGCGGAUGGACCGUCAAGUCAAGAUUCGCGGAUUCCGCAUCGAGCUCGAUGGAGUAGAGCACGCUGUCCUGUCGGAGCCGACUGUCGAUGGAAUUUCCCAGUGUGUUGUUCUUGCGGUUGAUGGAACGCUCGUGGCAUAUGUCAUGUUUGUGUUUAUGGGAGUUGAAAUCUCGACGGAAGCACGAAUCAGACAGCUUCGUGACAGGCUGGAGAGGACACUGCUUCCGUCAUGGGUGCCCCAGCAGAUCAUCGCGAUAGAUGACUUUCCGCGAUCGGUGAAUGGCAAAGUCGAUAACAAAGCUUUGGAAGAGAUGUACAGGUCAAAGUCAUUCCUCCGUCAUGAGGCUGAUCACGAGCCAUCAAUGCCGACGAGCGAGAGUGUCGUUUCCAAACUCGCAGAGGCGUGGCGCGAAGUCCUUCAACUCGGGCCUCAAGUGGGCCUAGAACCAUCAGACAACUUCUUCGCUCUCGGUGGUCACUCAGUAUUAGUUCUUCUCCUAGCGACAAAACUAACCGCAAUCUUCGACGUCGAAAUUACAGCCCGCGAGAUACUCCCAUCUCCCUCUUUCCAGGCCCAGGUCGAUACGGUAGAAAGGCUACUUGGAGCGAAGGCGUCAGAAUCUGGCAUGACAGGCUCGAAGAGUAAUCAAGCACUACCACCAGAGGAAGUGACGGAGCUGGAACGACAAGUCUGGUUCCAGUAUCAGGUUGGCACCACUGUUACCGCCUUCAACAUCGCCAACGUUCUCACUCUUCAUGGCCAAGUCGAUUACACCAGGCUCGUGGAUUCUUUCAACACCGCAUUAGCAUCCGAUCCGGUCUUUCGCUCCAACUUUGCUGAAGGGUCUGAUGGUGUGAGGAGGGUCCUCCGAGUCUCUGCGCCGCGAGUUUCUCAAGUUGAGGAGCUAGACAUCACGGCAGAGGUGAACCAUGCAUUUGACUUGGCUCACGAUGAACUGAUCCGCGUCCACAUCCUACGCCAACCAGGCGACAGUGGGAAUGGAGAGAGCAGUCCAAAAGUUGAGAUUGUCAUUGUCACCUCACAUAGCAUCGCUGAUCUCGGCACCCUGCAGAAUCUGUUACGCCUCGUGUCCGACGCGUAUGCUGGGAAAAGUGUAAAGGUGCACGAAACGCCGCAGCAUCUCAAAUCGAGUCGAUGGCACUACUCCCCUUCACAAUCUGAGCAAGAGUUCUGGAGAGCCUACCUCGCUGGACAUGAUGCGAGAAGCUCUGAAGCCUCUUGUUUCAACAUCCCGCUUCUGCCGUCUGCGACUGCAGCUUUCCAGGGGGCAUCCCGUACUCUUGAGUUCAAUGGAGAUGUCAUUAUCAAGCUCAACUCACUGAUCAAAAGACUGGGCAUCACCCAUCAUCACAUGGCGCUCACUAUUGCUGCUCUUCUGUCGCGCUCGGUUCUGGGUGAAGACGACGUUAUACUCGGGACUCCCAACGCCAACCGUCCGUCUUCGCAUGAACGCGAGUCACUGGGGCAGUUUCUCGACCGGCUUCCUGUCCGCAUCAGACUCGACAACUCACGAUUAUCUCAAGAUGGAGGAACCAAUCAGAUCCUGACCAACGUCCGUGACUCGGCUGUCCAAGCUCUAGCCAACGCAAUACCCUUCUCCAGAAUCUUGGAGGCACUCAACAUCUCAGGCGGUCACCUCGAGCAUCCCAUAUUCAAUUGCAUGGUGACGUUUCAUCCUCUUCAAACGAGCCUUUCUACGUGGCUGAAGUUGCCAAACUGCGACGUCACAGUGUCUCCUCGCUUUGCUGAGGGAGCCAAGUUUCCGUUAAUGCUCGAGUGGUUCGAGCUCGAUACAAACCGCUGGUCGCUACACAUUGAGCAUGACACGCAUCGUCUAUCAUCGGCUCUAAUUGACACCGUUGAAGAUGUGCUACAAGUCAUCUUGGAAGCAAUUGCAGACGAAUCUUCUCUGGGAGAACUACAUGCCCGUCUUGCUACUGUGACUGGACUCGAUCCCAUGAAUGACUCUUUGAGAACCAGCAAUGCUAACCAGCAUGGCUUGGUAACCGUCUCAGAAGUCAUCGGCAUCAUCCAGAGGGAAAUGGCAGUAUGCUUGGGUCGGCCCGAAGUUGAGAUUUUGCCGGAUACGUCUUUCUUUUCGGCUGGGGCUGAUUCUAAUGCUGCUGUUAUGCUGCGGCAUCAACUGCGGGCUCUAGGAUUGGAAGUGCCAUUGCGGGCGAUAUUC
This is a messenger RNA of Trichoderma reesei QM6a, 6570 nucleotides long. RefSeq names its product non-ribosomal peptide synthetase. The record is from RefSeq and is a predicted model, not a curated record. Lineage: Eukaryota; Fungi; Ascomycota; Sordariomycetes; Hypocreales; Hypocreaceae. The annotation marks the transcript as partial. Gene Ontology annotation, biological process: secondary metabolite biosynthetic process; amino acid activation for nonribosomal peptide biosynthetic process. The transcript is spliced from 4 exons. Gene Ontology annotation, cellular component: cytoplasm. Gene Ontology annotation, molecular function: catalytic activity; phosphopantetheine binding.